CAACAGAGGUUCUACUUUACCAACUCCAAGUAAAAUAGACUGCUCAGAAAAUGAGCAGCAGUUUUGUGGGUCAGUUGUACAAUCAGGAGUAAAUUGUUCUGGAGAAGAAGAAAAAGACGACAAGCGGUAGCUAUGGGGGGUAGCCAAUCCACUGUACCAAGGGUGACGUUCCAUCUGCCGUUCGACAUAACGAUCGAAAUCCUAUCGAGAUUGCCAGUGAAAUCCCUCUUGCGAUUCAAAUCCGUUUGCAAAACCUGGUACGCUCUCAUCGAAACCCCUGAUUUUUUUUCCAAACAGGCAAACAUCUGCAAACCCACUCCACUCUAAAUCCCACCUCUCUCCUUAUAACCACUUACAAUCGUGAAACCAAAAACUAUGUCACGUCUUUAGUGACAAACGAUGGGUUUAACAAUGGUCCUAUCAAUCUCUAUUUCCCAUCUUUGAAAAUGGGGAAUUAUUUUCCCGUUGGGGGUAUCUGUAAUGGUCUUGUUUGCGUUAGUUUAUCUCGGUAUGGAUUUCCCUUGAUUCUAUGCAAUCCCUGUUUCGAGAAAUUCCGGGGGCCGAAUGGCAAUGGGCACAGAGUCCGGGAUACAAUGAGGAGUUAGAAGUUAAGCAAAUCAUUUUUGGGUUUGGCUUCCAUCCCAGUGCUAAUGACUACAAGUUGAUUAGGAUUGUGUAUUAUGCUAGUCCUAUUAGGGGACACAGCAUCCGAGCUCAUCUGUAUGUGAUGAGCACCGAUACGUGGACAAAAAUUGAUCCUAAUAAGCUUUCAUUGUUCGUGGGGAGGUGAAUGAUUUUAUGGAGGAGAACGACUUCGCGCUCGUGGAGAUAUGUGGAUCUUCUGCUUCAGCGGUCCUAAACGGAGUUUUCUAUUGGCCGGCACUUGUAGUCUCAACUAAUGAAUUGAUUGUUAUGUCCUUCGACAUGGGUGAUGAGGUCUUCAGAGAAAUAAGAACACCAUCAUGUUUGAAUAAUGAAACUUGGGAUGCAACGAACUGGCUAUUGACGGAAUUAAAUGAUAAACUUGCUCUGUUUAUUUUACCUUAUGACAGAUACUGUGAUGCGUGGGAUGUGUGGGUGUUGAAUGAAAGUGAGAGUUCUUGGACUAACCAAGUUAAAGUUCGAUCUUCUCCAAGAAUUGCAAGUACUGUGGAAAAUGGGGAACUUGGUGGAUUAACAGUGCUUGGAUGUGCAAAAAAUGGUCAAUUGUUAGUGACUUACCAUACGAUAUCUGGUGAUUUAAAUGUCUUUUUGUAUGAUCCAACGACCCAGAAAACUGUGGAUCUUUAUUUUGCUCAGGUUGCAUAUGCGCCACCUAUUUACUUGUAUGAGGCCACCUUGCUUCCACUCAUGCAACCCAAUGAAGUCAUGGAAGUGGAAGGACAACAAAAGAAAGCAUUGAAUUCAUGGAAGUGGCUCAUGUGGGUAGCUGUUUUGAAUGCGUUUCUGUUCAGGGUCAACGCUUAUUUUAGUCGUGCUACUUAAAAAUGCCUCUAAGGUUUCUCUGUUAGGAAGUGCUUAAGGAGCAAUUGGUGCAGAAGCUGACCUGAUGCACAGAUGGAUUCUAACCGUCAAACUAAGGAACAAUCAAGAAGAUAAACCAAGUCUACCAUUAUGAAGAAACGAAGGCUAUGAAAGUUAAAGUCAUACGUUUUCAAUGAUUGAAGGUUCUGUGGGAAGGGGAUAAUGGUGGAGUCAUACUGGUGGAAUGUCAAGAAAUGCUAACUUUUUCCUUGUGAUGAUGCCGUGGUUGACUACUUACUGCUAUAUUUUGGAGCUAUUGUUGCAAAUGAAAUCCAUGCAAAUAGAAUUUUCAACUCUUGUGGCACGCCUUCUGAUAUUUCUUUGGGAAUAAAUACACUUGUCUUUCUCCUUUCUUUGGUUUGAUUAACUGUUUCUAUUGGCAUCUAUUGCUGCAGGUUUUCUGCUAUUGAUGAGGGGUCUUUCAAAGAAUUCUAAAUCCUAGUGAUUUGCUUUGACUUUUGAUUUGUUGGGUUUUACCGAUUCUUCUAGUACACAUGCGUGUGCAUCGCUGUUUCUUUGAACUACAAAGAUGCAUUGCUGGGUUUGGCUUACUUCACAAUUACUGAAGGAGAAAGGUGUGCCACUGAACAAUUACCUUGUGUCAAUUUUAUUCAAAAAGUGAAUUUGGAGCAUUGUCCUAUUCAUUCCGACUCUAAAGAAGGGGACAAGUAAAUAAUGUGCAAUUAUUGCUGAUUCGAUUGUAUUGGUAUUAUUUUCGCUUCUGCCUAAAGAAGAAAAGACGUUUAUCAGUUUUCCGGUUUCCUCUUAAGCCCUGCUUAUACCCAACUAUACUUUAUUUUGUACCUUACCAUUUGAACUGUUAUUGUAUUUUGUUUUUUCAACCAGUAACUUCCACUUUUACCACACC
This is a messenger RNA of Rhododendron vialii, 2392 nucleotides long. RefSeq lists its product as uncharacterized. Bases 799 to 1485 code for a protein of 228 amino acids. The transcript has 2 exons. NCBI's taxonomy places the organism in Eukaryota, Viridiplantae, Streptophyta, Magnoliopsida, Ericales, Ericaceae. The record is from RefSeq and is a predicted model, not a curated record.